AAAAACUAAUAUCUGCAGGAUGUCGUUAAGUAAUUUUCUAGACAUUACAAAGCAUGCAAACUCAUUUAUUUUACUAAUUACGACAAUUGAUAAGAUUUUGGACUGAUAACUCAAUACGCAAAAAAAAUUUUUGUAAAUAUAUUUAACAAAAUUUUUUUCAAUUACAAUCGUUUGUUACAUAUCAUUUUCAAUAAUGAAAGAAAUUACGAUACCCGUGAUACCUCCAUUCAGAAGAAAAAGCUCUGAAAUAAGUGUUCCUGAAAGCUCUUCAUCCGAAAAAAAUGGAAAAAAAAUUCAGGAUAGACUAUUAUUAAAGCUAAAUAUUAAACCGCACAAAAAUCGCAAAGAACAUAUCAGCAGACCUACCACAUUAUCUCCAAGCAUUCAACCAUCAUUUGAAUACUCACCUCAGCAAGAACAACCGCCACCUUUACCUUCAGUAGACAGACUUAAGAGUAUUGUUAAACGCCAUUCAGCACCCGAUAUUAGUUUCAAUAAUAUAAAUUUGAGCCCUUCAGGUAAACGCAUUCAAGUGAACGAAAUUCCUGAGGAACUCAUUUAUUAUGAGCUAGACAAGUUAGAUUGUACAAAUAAUCAAAAUGAGAUUAAUUUCAAAGACCCAGCUGAUAAAGAUUCCCAUAGCUACAGAGAGUUAGAAGGCGUUUUAAAAACUGGCGGUAGUAAACUCUCAAAUGACCAAUGGGGCAAUAAAAUUGGUAAUAAUAGAUUUUCGAAUUACAUUGGGGACGAUAAAACGAACAUUUUCUUUGAUACAACUCAAGCAAAACUUAUGAUUGAAAUACAAGAACGCUUGAAAAAACGAAAUAUCUUGAAAGCUGAUGAAGAAACUAAUGCAUAUGAAAUAAAAAACUUAGCGACAGACUUAGCGACAGAUAGUUUUGAUGAAAAUUCUGAUUACUAUAGUAUUCCAAUUGACGAAAUUCAAAAGUUAAAAGUUUCUGAUGAUGUUGCAAUUGAAGCGCUCUAUGCAACUGUCAACAAAAAGAAAAACGUAAAAACCUUUGAAAAUGACAUCACAAUUGAAGAGCUCUAUGCAACUGUCAACAAAAAAAACUUAAGGGCUACUGUAAAUAAUCCUGCAAUUGAGGGACUCUAUGCAACCGUAAACAAAAAAAACAUUAACAAAUCUCUUGAUAUAGACUACAAGGAUUCAUCAGAUUUUACGAUCAGCGAGUCUACCUGGUUGUAGUUUUAUGAUAAGCGAGUCUAGCUGUUUAUAGGUUUCUCGUAAAAUUUGUACAUACUAAAACUGAAAUAUCUGAAAACUUUAUUUAUGAAUAAUUAUUUAUGAAUAAAUAUAUAAUAUUUAAAAUAAAA
Molecule: messenger RNA, 1338 nt
Organism: Hydra vulgaris (swiftwater hydra)
Lineage: Eukaryota; Metazoa; Cnidaria; Hydrozoa; Anthoathecata; Hydridae
Source: RefSeq, a predicted model, not a curated record